Cryptomeria japonica (Japanese cedar) is the source of this 1408-nucleotide messenger RNA. Its product is annotated as putative oxidoreductase TDA3. The record is from RefSeq and is a predicted model, not a curated record. Gene Ontology annotation, molecular function: oxidoreductase activity. Gene Ontology annotation, cellular component: cytoplasm. Bases 49 to 1077 code for a protein of 342 amino acids. The transcript is spliced from 2 exons. NCBI's taxonomy places the organism in Eukaryota, Viridiplantae, Streptophyta, Pinopsida, Cupressales, Cupressaceae.
UCCAAAUAAAAAAACACAAACCCAUCAACAUAAGGCACCCAAAACACCAUGACACAAUACAGUCGCAGUACUUCACCAUUAAUCUGCAGAUACACACCAAUUCCAGUCCCAUUUCUGCUGCGGAGAAAACAAAUUUCAAUAAACCAUAAAAUUCAUCCCAUCAUAAUGCAAUCGUCAUCAUCCUCAUCCUCUUCAAACCCCACCGAAAGCCCUAAAAAGGUAAUAGUUUGCGGCGCCGGCGUAAUAGGCGCCUGCACAGCCUAUUUCCUAGCCCAGAAGGGCGCUCAUGUGACCGUAGUGGAAAAGUCGGCCCCUGCCUGCGCCGCAUCUGGAAAGGCCGGCGGCUUCUUAGCCCUCGACUGGUGCGACAAUGGCCCCCUCUCCGCCCUCGCCCGCCGCAGCUUCUACCUCCACGGUCACCUGGCCGACCUCCUCAGCGGACCGACCGCUUACGCCUUCCGCCGUCUUGAAACCCUAGCCCUAACAAUCCAGGAAGCGGCGCCGCCAAAGCAAGGGUUGAAGCUGCCAGAAUGGGUCGAUGGGCCUGCCACGCGUGCGUCUUCCAUUGGUACAACUCAGACGACAGCUCAGCUGCAUCCCUAUCUUUUCACCCGGAAGAUUCUGGAUACUGCUGUGGAGAAGUAUGGAGUAACUGUAGUUAAGGGCGAGGUUAAGGAAGUGAGGUUAAGUGAGGGUAAUGUUGCGAGUGGAGUUGCGGUGGAUGAUGGAGAGGUUUUGUUGGGGGAGUGUGUGGUUUUGGCAAUGGGCCCCUGGUCUGCUAAGAGCACGGUCAUAUCGGGGCUUUGCAGGAUAUCGGGGCUUAAGGUGCAUAGCAUUGUGUUGAGGCCUCAGGUGCCUGAAGCCAUAGGACCGCAGGCUUUGUCUCUGAGGUAUAAGACUGCGGAGGGCGUGUCCUUGGAUGAUCACGAAGUGUAUCCACGUCCUACGGGUCAGGUGGUGAUUGGCUUUGUUUAUGAAGAUAAAGAAAGUGAUGAUGGAGAUGAAGAAAGUGAUGAUGAUAGUGAUGGUGAUGAUGAUGAUGAUAGUGAUGAUGAUGAGCAAGUGUGUGGAGGGUGAUCCAACAUGCAGCCCAGCAGGAAGGUUCUUUUGUAACUCAGGGAGGUGCUGCAGUAAGUACAACUGGUGUGGGAGCACUGCAGACUACUGUGCACAGAACAACUGCAUUGCUCAGUGCUGGCCUGGUGUCACUGCCCUCAUCUACACAACAUCUCUUCUCACAACAUUCAACCACACCGCAUCUCUUCACAAUUAUCCCUAGAGCAAGUAUUAAAAUAUAAAGUACGUCAAAAGUAACAGUAUCUAGAAUAAUUUCAAGAGCAAGGAUUAAUAAAUGAAUGUUAACGGUGAGUAAUUUAUGUGUUUGGUUUUGGUAAAUCAACAAAGGGUA